AUGUCUUUAGCAGUGACGCAGACUCAACAGCAGCACAGGGAGCUUGAUGCACCCAAGCUUGAUACUUCUCUCGCCCAAAGACACUCUCGAUCUCAAAUACAAUCUUUAUCCGUCGAGCCUCCCAUUUAUUCUCCCACAGCAGACGCCGACGAUUCUUCUCGCGAAAACACACCUACCACAACCAUGAUUCCCACACAGAGACAGCUCGCAGAAGCUCCUGCACUCCCAGCCAAGAGCGCACUCCGAGCUUCCAGAUGCCUCGAUGGCCUCCUAACUCAUAAGCUGGCCGAGGAUCAAGCACCCUUCUCUACUCACCACGAUGUCUACCUUUCCUCCGAGGAAGAUGCUUCCUCUUCCGCCGAUGACUUUUCCGAUUUCGAAUCCGACUCUGGUAGCGAUGGAUCGCGGGCUUUGGACCGAAGAGGUAGCCGUGAGGAUACCGCAAAGAUGGUUUCAGUGGUCUACGCUGGAAAGCCUUCAGUGAUUGAUCUGCCUCGUCGAUCAGCUUCUCCUAGCCUCAUCAGCGAAGCUUCUUCUCGACCUUCGUCUAGAAUGUCUACUUCAUCCCGACCUCCUAGCUGCCUCCGCAGAACCUCUACUCUCCCCGUCACACUUCCUGUUCUCGACCGACGAAUGUCAUUCUACACCACAUCUUCCGGCUCUGUCCUACACCCUCCACGAACGAGCAGCAUGGGCACCGGCCGUCUUGAGAAGCAACGACCCGAUUUCCUCAGCAUUGACCCAUUUGCAGCCAAGGCUAGGCCUGAAACCAGGGACGAGCCCACCGAGAGACCAAAGACACCAAAGACACCUACUGGUGUGUUCAAGCGCACACUAAGCUUAGUCAAGAAGCGAAGCCGACCUUCGCUCAACACAUCCUUUGCCAGCCAAUCCAGGGACAACCUUUCUCUCUUUACACCUACCCUACCUAUGGAGCAGGUUCGAGAGGAGUCAAGUAACGACUUCGGGGACAGGGCCCCCAAGCCUAUCCUGCAAAAGGCUCCUACCUACCACGAGUUCGCCCAAAGGAGGAUGUCUUCAGCUCCCAUGUCGCCCAUGUCACCUAUGUCGGAACCCGCAUCGCCAAUGACACCCAACAGCACCCGCAGCCGUUUAAGGCAGGGAUUGGCGGCGGCGGCGCGACGACGAAGCGUCAAGGUUUAA
Molecule: messenger RNA, 1164 nt
Organism: Fusarium sp. VM40
Lineage: Eukaryota; Fungi; Ascomycota; Sordariomycetes; Hypocreales; Nectriaceae
Source: the annotation of a GenBank genome assembly